GUGAUCAAUUAAUUUUGUCGGGUCUACUUAAGAGGUCAUUACACAAUAGACCUGAGUCUGGAUACACAAAUGACUGCUCAAUUACCGAUAUGAGUAUAAUUCCACAAUCUCGUUUACACGUGAGAAAAUAGCAUAAGGGUCAUUGAUUCGUUGUUCAUUGUCACGAACGGGGUAUAAAAGGAGACAUCAAUUUUGGAAGAAGUCAGUUCACAUUUGACAUCCUAAGGAGUCUCAAGAUGUACGGCAAAAUAUUAAUUGCAAUGAUGAUUAUCACCAUCUCUUGUGAUAUAUCACAGGGAUCGCUUUUGCAUUGCGGAAAUGGAGAAUCUUACUGGUGUCUAUCGGCAGCUAAUGCGAGGGAGUGUGGGAAAGAAGCGUAUUGCGACACAAUUUUGAAAGCAACAGCUCAAGUGACGAAAGAAGCAAAUGCAGUCAUAAUUCAACCAGUAGUACCACCGGAAACGAAGAAAAAUUAUUGGCCGUAUAUAAAUCCUUCACCCGGUCGUUAUAGUGGUCUCUAUCCUGGAGGCUUUGGCAAGUGA
Molecule: messenger RNA, 542 nt
Organism: Diachasma alloeum
Lineage: Eukaryota; Metazoa; Arthropoda; Insecta; Hymenoptera; Braconidae
Exons: 3
Coding region: 237-542 (101 amino acids)
Source: RefSeq, a predicted model, not a curated record